CAAGUCCUGGCCCGUCGGUGGUGGUGGUCGUCGGUCGUCGGUCGUCGUCCUCUGGGUUUCACUCGCGGGGAGAUGACCGCCUGCGGGACCGGAGAUGGGUUUGGAUCGGUGACCUGGUGGGGGUUCAGCCCCGCCAUGGAUUUCCAGAAAGAAAGUCCAUCUGUCUCUACGGAGGCUCUCGGACUACAAGAAGGUGGCCUCCCAGAACUGAAUAUUCUAAUGGUCGGGGCUGGUGACAGCCGACAUCUCCUAACAACUCUCUGUCGGGCUCACCGCUGGGCACAAAGAAAGAUUAAUUUUUACAUUGUAGAAAACAAUCUGGAGCUGAUAGGACGACACCUGCUUUUUCUCAGUAUUGCUCUGGAGAGAUCCGAACAGAUGGGCUUACAAGAGAAAAGUGAGCUGUUGCUGGAGCUGUUCGGUAACAGUCUGAUUCGCAGUCAGACUGCAGCCUACCUGCAGGAAAAGGCCAAUCUCUUCAUCCGAUAUGUAACCGACCCAGAUUAUCUUCAGGAGAAAAUGCCAUUGGUCGACCUAUCUGCCCUGAAGUUUAAAGAGAGAGACCUGCUGGAAGGAACCUUUAAGUUUUGGAGGAAUCCUGACCAAAAGGUGUUUCAGAUUAAUAAAUUGUGGGAUUUACGGAACAGGAAGUAUUUGGGAAUCCGUUAUGAUAGUCGGAAAGGAGUCUAUGACUGGGACUUGCACAUGAAACUGCACGAGAGAGGAGCAGUAGUAAUUAAUAAUCAAGAAUACUUCAGGUGGAGAGAACAAGGCUUCGCUUUUGAGGUCCGAGAGGGGGUGUACGAUGUGCCCAACAAAACACUGGCUUCCGGGCUGCUUGUGAAUCAUAAAGGGGAGAAGGUUGCUGCCCGGGGGUUUUGGGGAGAUAUUGUCACAAGUCCGUUCAUUGCAUUUGGAAUUGAAACUGAAGAGAAAAGCCUUCUAAAGACAGCAAACGGCAUCCAUGUAAAGACAGCACAGAAUAUCUCCCAUUACAACAUAACAGCCUUGUUCCAUGAACUGGUGACGCGGGAGAAAUAUUCGCCAAUGGAACAACCAUCGCAGGCCACCUUGUGUGAGAUUUUUGAGGAGGAACCAACGAAAGUGGAGACGGCAAAUGAUCCUCACAAUACGAAGAAUAAAUCGACUGACAACCCUGAAGAGCAACACGAUGUGAUGAAGGAAAAAGUGCAGGCAGAAGUGCAGGAAAACAAGCUAAUGGGUGACAAAAUGUCUGAAGGAAGUCAUUCUGCAAGUGAAUAUGAUUACCUGCCUCUGCCUCAUGUGAAGAUCCACUUCUUGCCACUAAACUGCGUACCGCACCUUCACAAGAAGAGCAAAUAUACCAACCUGUUUAAUGUGAUCUACUUCUCCUGCAGUAUGCUUGACCAGCUGAAGCCAGAGCUCAAACAGACUGCCGCACCUCAAGCAACUCUACUUGUGGAGAUGGCAAAGUUUCUGCUGGAUAUCCAGAAAGAUUUAACAGCUAAGUUUGCCAGCCGGGCGACCGAAAUAGCAGAAGAGGCGGGAUUCGUGCCGUUUGGGACUAUGAACGGGGAGGAAUCCUUUGCACGGUUUGAACUGAAGGUUGAGCCGUGAUCUUUCCCCCUCCCUCCCUGGGAGGGUAGAGGGUACCUCGAUCGGAAUGGAAGCGACUCACGAGCUAUGUGGUAUCUUGUUCUUAUCCCGGGCAAUGACGCUUCUGGUAAUAGAGCUGAACUGAGUCUGCCUGAGCAGGACAUAUUCAUGCAAACCUGGAGCCACAACAUGGCUUCAACGUAGAUGUCUGAGUAGAUUGAUGUCUUGUGGUUGUUUGUGGUAUUUUAAGUUUCUGGGGUCAAAAUGCAAGCUUUUAGAAGUAACAUGGAAGACAGAAUGAAUGAAUUAUUGCAGUGAACUUGGAGACUGCAGAAUUUAAUCCUGUUCAAGGUUGUCCAUUGGGAGGUGCUGCCAAUCUCCUUGACACCCUUUUCAGUUGUGGGUUGAAUUUCAUUUGGAAUAAACGUGGUGCCUGCAAAUCACCAGAAUAAAGACUUACUUCUGUCAACUGGCAUUUUCUCACUGUUGCCCGUU
This is a messenger RNA of Callorhinchus milii (elephant shark), 2073 nucleotides long. RefSeq names its product dynein axonemal assembly factor 3. The transcript has 12 exons. The record is from RefSeq and is a predicted model, not a curated record. Gene Ontology annotation, biological process: motile cilium assembly; axonemal dynein complex assembly. NCBI's taxonomy places the organism in Eukaryota, Metazoa, Chordata, Chondrichthyes, Chimaeriformes, Callorhinchidae. Bases 73 to 1599 code for a protein of 508 amino acids.